Oikopleura dioica is the source of this 1356-nucleotide messenger RNA. The record is from the annotation of a GenBank genome assembly. NCBI's taxonomy places the organism in Eukaryota, Metazoa, Chordata, Appendicularia, Copelata, Oikopleuridae.
AUGGUGGAACCAGAUGUAAAAGGAGAUGCAAAAGUGCCAGAAAAAAGAAGAGCGAAAGAACUAAAAGAGCUGAAAGAGGGUUGCAAAUUGCGCGUGAACCGGUUUCGAUCAGAGCGCACAGAAUGGACCCCUGCAGAAAUCCUGUCGAUCCGUGAUUGUGGAGAUAGGUGGACUGAAAAGAAGCAGUUUUACAUUCAUUACGUCGACUUCAACAAGCGUUUGGACGAAUGGGUUGAUCAGGAUCGACUGGACUUGUCUUCUGUCGAAUUUCCAGCCCAACCCAAAGACAGCAAAAAAGCUUCGAACAACCAUUCGCACCAAAAUGGACACACGCAUCCGCCAGCGAGAAAGAGCCAAAAGAGAAAAGCGAGCAGGGUCGAAGAAAUUUCCGACGAAAAUGUGGACGAAGAAAAACGGCCAAGGAGCACUGGAUCCAUGGUCCAAAACCCCCACGACGACAUCACCACGCGCAUCAAGAAUUUCGAGUGGCUCGAAUUGGGCAGAUAUCGACUUCAGCCUUGGUACUUUUCCCCUUACCCACAGCAGUUGUGCAAGUUGGGAAAGAUCUACCUAUGCGAGUAUUGCCUGUGCUUUAUGAAGUGCUUAACUUCGCUGAAGAAUCAUUUGAGAAAGUGCAGAAUGCGAUGUCCGCCAGGGAAUGAAAUUUACAGAGACAAAGAUCCAAAAGAAAAAGACAAGGGAAUCUGCAUCUUUGAGCUCGACGGUCGGAAGCACAAGACUUACGCCCAGAAUCUCUGCCUCCUCGCUAAAUGUUUCCUCGACCACAAAACACUUUACUACGACACAGAUCCCUUCCUUUUCUAUGUCAUGUGCGAGUACGACAUGUACGGCGCACACAUUGUCGGCUAUUUUUCGAAAGAAAAGGAGUCCGCCGAAGACUACAAUGUUGCUUGUAUAUUAACACUGCCGAGUUAUCAGCGACGAGGAUUCGGAAGAUUGCUGAUCGAGUUCAGCUACGAGCUCUCGAAAAUCGAGAAGAAACAGGGGACGCCAGAAAAGCCUCUUUCAGAUCUUGGGUUGCUCUCGUAUCGCUCUUAUUGGACUCAAACGAUCAUGGAGAUCCUGGUCGAGCUGAUGAAAGAGGAAGAAGAAGAGAGAAGCAAAAUAUCGAUAAACGAGAUUUGCGAGAGGACGAGAAUCCACUGGAAAGAUGUUCAAAGUACACUUCUGCACCACAAAAUGAUUGACUGGUACCGUGGCAGCUACGUGCUAGCAAUCGACAAGAAAGAAGUCGACACCUACCACAAAAACGCGCAAAAAGCUCAACUGCGCAUCAACCCGAAGAACAUCCAGUGGACGCCAAAAGACUGGACGAAGCGACUCGGGCGCAACUAG